UUGACGACUUGACGAGAACGAGGCGGUGGGAUUGUUUUAAAACUGUUUGCGUGUGCUAGAAGUGAAAACAAAGUGAAUUGUAAUAUUUAUAAAUAUCCUAAUAAAAUUAUUCAAUUAUACGAGUCACGAUCGUGACAGCAAUGGAUAAUAGACUUCUUUUGUAAACGUUUAAAACGCUAGUGAAAUGUGAAUGAGUUUAAAAAAAUAAAGGACGUAUAUAAUUUAAAUUUCUUUUUAUAAAAUAUCUAAUUUUCCUAAUAUAAAAUGGAUUCAGAAUUCGUUCACAUAUCUACCAGUCUGCGAUUACAGCUCGGCUAUGGCAUUGGGCAUGUAUUAAAUGAUGUCUGUGCAAGUUUAUGGUUUACAUAUUUCUUAGUUUAUUUUCAUUUAGUGCUUGAGUUUACUGCUUCCCAGUCAGGGACUCUAAUGUUAAUUGGUCAAGUUAUGGAUGCUGUAUCAACACCAUUUGUGGGUUACCAUUCAGACCAUACAGAUAAUCACUUAAGUUUAAAAUAUGGUCGACGGAAACUGUGGCAUUUGUUUGGUACCUUCUGUGUUCUAGCAUCUUUUCCGUUCAUAUUCUCAGAAUGUAUUGGAUGUACAUCAGCACACAAAUGGGCUCAAAUGUAUUAUUAUGCAUCAUUUAUUAUCAUAUUCCAAAUAGGAUGGGCUGCCGUGCAGAUAUCCCAUUUAAGUUUAAUCCCGGAGUUGUCGGAAGAUGACCAUACCAGGACACAUCUGACUGCAAUCAGAUAUGGUUUUACAGUAUUCUCAAAUCUAUUUGUUUAUAUUAUCACAUGGAUUAUAUUACAUUUGACUGGGGAAUGUGACAGACAUCAAGUGGGACCUACUGACGCUUGGAAAUUUAGGCAUAUUGUCUACAUAGUAUUAGGACUAGGAACAUUAGCAUCAAUAAUAUUUCACUUCUCCGUAACUGAGAAAAAUAACUAUCUACGUCGUGAUCAAUUUUUAGAAGGCGAAAGUGGUGCGCAUUAUGAUUUUCUACGCAAACCACACAUGUAUCAGGUGGCAGGCGUGUACAUGUGUACAAGGUUGGUGGUGAACAUAUCGCAGGUGCUCAUCCCCUUGUACCUCCAUCGGACUUUAGGGCUGGCUGCACGAGCCCUAGCUGUAGUUCCUCUCGCCUUGUACCUCGGCAGUCUGGCUGCUGCUGGAGUCCAGAGGUUGGCACCAAGGUCCUUCACGAGAAAACUUAAUUAUUUGACCGGUUCCGCAUGUGCUAUUGCUGGUUUUGUGUGGAUUUAUCUCGGAUCAGAUGAUGAUUAUAAAGUGUAUUUCAUUUAUGUGGUUGCCGUGUUAAUAGGUUUUGGUGGUGCAGUGAUGUUGGUGACAAGUCUAGCUCUGACGGCUGACCUGGUUGGCGCUAGGACGGAAGCUUCUGCCUUUGUAUACGGCCUCAUGAGUUUCACUGAUAAGCUCGCGUGCGGCGUCGCCAUUGCGAUUAUACAAGCCUAUGCCGACGGAGCUGACCCUGCGUACUAUGCGAAUGCGUUGGUGUGGGUGUGUGGUAUAGCAGCGAUUGCGGGACUGAUACUCACACUACUGUUACCUAAAUUCCGAUCUGAUGCCUUACUACUCAGUGGUGAAUCCUCAAUUAAUAAUUCCGACGUAAACGCUGAAGAACAGGAACCAGCGCUGAUAGAAAGGAUAUGAAGAAUUAUUUAGAUACAAUAGACUAAUUAUAGGCAAGUUAGAGCAUUAAUCAUGAACAUUUCAGCAGCUUCGUAAUAAGUUCUAUUUUAUUUGUUGUAUACAAUUAUGCACAAACAGCCAAGUUAUUAAAAAAAAGGUAAGAAAAUAAAAUUGAUUUCAUACAGAAACAGUAAGAAACAUUGGUUGGUUAUCAGGUUGAUCAAUAGUUAUAAAAGAUUUGAUUUAGUUAAAAAGCAUAUCAAUUUAGUAUAACAAUUUUUAUUUUCUUACCUAUAUAUCUAAUGACUCGAUUUACUGUACAUUAAUUAUAAUCAUUGACCGUAACUCCAGUUGACAGUUACAAAAGAAUUUUCGUUUUUAAUGUUCUCUUUGAUAUUAUUGUUACGGGUGUGAUAUUAUAUUAGUAUUCAAUUUAACCAUUCCGCAGCAUAAGUAUAAAGUACCAAUGAUACUUAGGUAGAGAUCUCAAGUAACUGCUGUAUGAGGGAUAAUGGAAAUUGUAGCUCAAACUAAUAUUUAUACAUUCCAGUUACUUAAGUAGGCACUGUUGUGAUAAUUCGACAUUUUAAUGAAUUUUAUAUAGUAUGUGAAAAUCUUUAUAUUGACUGUUGUUGUUAAACGUAAUGUAGGUGCUACAGUGUAAAGAUAUAAAAAGUGAAUGCAAUAAAGGUUUUAUAUUUGUCUAUUUGUGAACGUUUUAGUAGGUUAGGCCUUUAAAAUAUGACAUAUAAUAUUGACUAUUUAUUACACAAGGUAUCUAACUUAAUAAAUUAUAAAUUAAAUUAUUAAUGUAUUCCUAAAUAAUUCUGAAUAAUAUUUGCCUCUUCAUGAUAUUUUCAAAU
This is a messenger RNA of Spodoptera litura, 2516 nucleotides long. RefSeq names its product major facilitator superfamily domain-containing protein 12. Gene Ontology annotation, biological process: carbohydrate transport. The record is from RefSeq and is a predicted model, not a curated record. NCBI's taxonomy places the organism in Eukaryota, Metazoa, Arthropoda, Insecta, Lepidoptera, Noctuidae. Gene Ontology annotation, cellular component: plasma membrane. Gene Ontology annotation, molecular function: symporter activity.